AGGAGUUGAAGACAACAGAAGAAGAAGAAGAAGAAGAGACUCAUCUCAAGAAGAAGAAGUUCAGACGAAAACAAUAUAUAGCCAAAAAAAAAAGUUCGAGUGAGAGACGAGAAAACGCAAACGUUGUGGAGGAGAAUUUUUCGUCUCUCUUGUUCCUGGAUCGAUUUUGACUCGGGGAAAUCUGGAAGCUGCUGAAGAUUCGAUUCGGUGUUGUUCGAAUCUGAAGAGUUUUUUUUUCCUUCUGGUGUUGUUUGAUUCGAUUUCGGUGUUGAUUUGUUCGGAUUCGUGCCAAAGACUUCUGAUUUUCGAGCAAGAGUGGUGAUUGAAGCUGCGAUUCCGCGUCCUUGUUCAUCGAAACGGAGAUGAUGAGUUGGUGAGAGAUCAAGAAGCUCGAGGAGGCAUGGAUGAGGUAGGCGCUCAGGUGGCUGCUCCGGUUUUCGUCCACCAGUCCCUUACUCCGAUGGGGAGAAAACGCGAUCUCUAUUUCCAAAUUCCGAAUCUCCACACGCACCGGCUGCCGCAAACGCAAACGCUGCAACGGGGGGAUGAUUGGAACCCUAAGAUGUGGGACUGGGACAGUCGGAGAUUCGAAGCUAAGCCCGUAGAGACAGAGGUUCUCCGACUUGGGAACGAUUCGCAGUUUGACGUCAGUGCCAAGAGCAACAACAAUAACAGCGGUUUGACUUUGAUGAAUAGCGGCUGCGGUGGAAGUGAAGUAGAUGAGAGAAACCUUGAUUUGAACCUCGGAAGUGGUCUGACCGGCAUGGAAGAGACGCAAGCGAACAGACAGAACAAAAGGGUUCGGUCCGGAUCACCCGGAGGAGGGAACUACCCGAUGUGUCAGGUGGAUUUUUGUAAAGAAGAUCUGUCUAAUGCAAAGGAUUACCAUAGAAGGCAUAAAGUGUGUAAGCUUCAUAGCAAGGCUUCUAAAGCUCUUGUCGGGAAACAGAUGCAGAGGUUUUGCCAACAGUGCAGCAGGUUUCAUCUGCUUUCUGAAUUCGACGAGGGGAAGAGGAGCUGUAGGCGUAGAUUGGCAGGCCAUAACCGACGAAGAAGGAAAACCCAGCCGGAGGAAAUCACUUCGCGGGUUGUAGUUCCGGGGAACCGUGAUCCUAACUCUAACCCCAAUACGGAUCUUGUCGCUUUGUUGACGGCCUUGGCUUGUGCACAAGGUAGGAAUGAGGUGAAACCUAUCGAGUCUACAGUUGUUCCAGACAGGGAAAGACUUCUUCAGAUACUUAACAAGAUAAAUUCAUUACCUUUGCCUAUGGAUCUUGCCUCGAAGCUGAACAAUAUCGGAGUUUUAGCUCGGAAAAACCUCGACCACUCAGUGGAUAAUUUCCGGAAUGAUAUGAAUGGGACAUCUCAAUCUACCAUGGACUUGCUAGCAGUUCUCUCAUCCACCUUGGCUUCAUCCUCUCACGAUGCCCUAGCUUUGAUGUCUCAAAUGCCUGUUGAGAUUAGCGACAGCGACAAGACUAAGUUGACUCCAUCUGAUCAGGGGACAACUGCCGAUUUUGAAAAGAGAACUCGAGAUUUUGGUUCUGUUGGCGGAGAGAAAAGUAGUAGCAGUCACCAGUCUCCUUCGCAGGAUUCAGAUUCACAUUUCCAAGACACUAGAUCUAGUUUAUCUCUACAACUAUUCACCUCUUCACCUGAGGAUGAGAGUCGACCCACCGUGGCAACAUCAAGGAAAUACUAUUCGUCAGCAAGCAGUAACCCUGUCGAGGAUAGGUCUCUAUCAUCGUCUCCCGUAAUGCAGGAGUUGUUCCCAAAGCAGGCAUCUCCCGAAACAACGAGGUCAAAGAAAGAUAAAAACACGGGUUUUAGGACUGGUUGUCUGCCACUCGAGCUCUUUGGCGCAUCAAAUAGAGGGGCCGAAAAUAAUAUCUUCAAAGGGUUCGGGCAUCAAGCUGGUUAUGCUUCAUCUGGCUCUGAUAAUUCUCCUCCUAGCUUGAAUUCCGAUGCUCAGGACCGAACUGGGAGGAUAGUCUUCAAACUGCUAGGAAAAGAUCCUAGUCAACUUCCUGGGACAUUACGAACUCAGAUUUAUAAUUGGCUUUCUAAUAUUCCAUCGGAAAUGGAGAGUUAUAUCAGACCGGGAUGUGUUAUCCUAUCUGUCUAUGUCGCGAUGUCAUCUGCUGCAUGGGAGCAACUCGAGGAAAACUUGCAGGAACGAGUCGGUUUUCUGCUUCAAGAUUCAUGUUCGGAGUUUUGGAGGAGGACAAGAUUUCUGGUAAACACGGGCAGACAGCUAGCUUCUUACAAAGAUGGUAAGAUCCGUUUGAGCAAAUCUUGGAGAACGUGGAAUUCCCCGGAAUUGAUCUCAGUUUCACCAGUUGCUGUUGUAGCCGGGGAAGAAACUACAUUGUUAGUAAGGGGUAGAAAUUUGGAUAAUGGCGAAAUCAGGAUACGAUGCGCUCAUAUGGGUAGCUAUGCGUCAAUGGAGGUAACGACAUCAUCGUGUAAGAAACCCGUUUUCGAUGAGUUAAACGUAAGUAGUUUCAGAAUCAACGGUGGAAGCCAUGGUUUUUUCGGGCGAUGUUUCAUCGAGGUGGAGAACGGGUUCAGGGGCGAUAGUUUUCCUUUGAUCAUUGCCGACGCUGCCAUCUGCAAAGAGUUGAAUCGCCUCGAAGACGAGUUUCACCCGAAAACGCAAGUUCACAGAGAUAUUACAGAAGAACGAUUGCAUAAUUCAGAUCGUCCCAGUUCGAGGGAGGAAGUUUUGUGCUUCUUGAAUGAGCUCGGAUGGCUUUUCCAGAGGAAUGCGUCCUCGUUCGACAUUCAGGGAGGUUCCGACUUCUCCAUGACCCGUUUCAAGUUUCUUCUCGUCUUCUCGGUUGAAAGAGACUACUGCUCUCUUGUGCGAAAGCUCCUCGAUAUGGUUGUCGAAAGAAAUUCGGGUAAGGAUGGAUUGAUCAGGGAGUCUCGAGAUAUGUUGGCUGAGAUUCAGUUAUUAAACCGUGCCGUCAAGAGAAGGAGCACAAAGAUGGCCAAAAUGUUGAUUCAUUAUUCCGUUACCGCCUCCUCGCUCAGUACCUCGAAAGAGUUUGUCUUCCUACCCGACACUGCUGGCCCUGGCGGUAUUACGCCGUUGCAUCUUGCUGCUUCUACUUCUGGUUCAGAUGGUAUGAUUGAUGUGUUGACAAACGACCCGCAAGAGAUCGGGCUAUCUUGUUGGAACUCUCUCCUCGACAAAAGCGGGCACACACCUUAUAGCUACGCCUCGACGAGGAACAACCACAGAUACAACGCCUUGGUGGCUCGGAAACUUACCGAUAAACGAAACAGGCAAGUCUCCAUAAACAUCGAGAGCAGGAUCGAUGGUCAGACAGGACUGAGCAAUAGAUCGAGUUCAGAGCUGAAGCGAUCUUCUUGCACAACUUGCGGGACCGUAGCCCUCAAGUACCAGAGAAAGAUCUCGGGUUCGUACCGAUUGUUCCCGACACCGAUCAUCCACUCGAUGCUUGCUGUCGCCACGGUCUGCGUUUGCGUCUGCGUGUUCAUGCACGCCUUCCCGAUCGUUCGGCAAGGCGCUCAUUUCAGCUGGGGAGGCUUGGAUUACGGCUCGAUGUAGCGGGCGGGAGAUUCCCGAGGCGAGGCGGGUAAGUGUAUUUCUUCGGUUUUCGGCGGAAAUAAGAGAGUUGAAUUCUCUUUUGGGAACUUUCUUGAAGUUCAAGUUAUGGAGUUUGUCCCCAUAGAGACAACAACUCUCUGACGGUGAAGGAGAGGAGAUGGGAGAGACAGAAAUGGUUUUGUAAGAAGAUUCAGGUGAAGAGCGAAAGAGACAGUAGGGGAGGAACCCACCACGUGAAAUUCCGAAUCUGCCCUUCGUAGAUCCUCGAGAGGAGACAGAGGUUUAGGGUUGAGGGUUCAUCAGUGGGGAUUAAGUUUUAUAUUAUUUUAUUGUUGUUGUUGUUAUUAUUAUUAUUAUUAUUAAUAUAUGUUUGGGUAAUUCUCUGUUUCUUAAUCUGUUCGUUUUCAUGUUU
Tarenaya hassleriana is the source of this 3989-nucleotide messenger RNA. RefSeq names its product squamosa promoter-binding-like protein 14. Gene Ontology annotation, molecular function: DNA binding. The record is from RefSeq and is a predicted model, not a curated record. Gene Ontology annotation, cellular component: nucleus. Lineage: Eukaryota; Viridiplantae; Streptophyta; Magnoliopsida; Brassicales; Cleomaceae. The transcript is spliced from 11 exons. The coding region runs from base 401 to 3577 and encodes 1058 amino acids.